Messenger RNA from Adineta ricciae, 1707 nucleotides. NCBI's taxonomy places the organism in Eukaryota, Metazoa, Rotifera, Eurotatoria, Adinetida, Adinetidae. The record is from the annotation of a GenBank genome assembly.
AUGACUUAUUUAUUCAAUGAUCGAUUGAAAAAUUUCUUUCGAAAAUUGUUUUGUAUUUUUCCACAAAAUCUUUUUCUUUAUAUUUUUCUUUUGUUAAUUCUUAUAAAUCUUUGUUUAAUUCCAAUUUAUCUUCGAAAAACGACUCAUUCAUCACUUCAAAAUGUUCAUAUAUAUGAAAAUGUCUUUCGUAUAAGUUGGUUCAAUGCAUCUCCAGAUGGUUAUGAACGUGAAAUUUUAAGUAUUAAUAACGAAAUCUUAUGUCCAACAAUCAUUGUAAAUGAAGGUGAUUUAAUAAAUGUAACAAUAAUAAAUGAAUCCAAUGAAGAAAUAACAAUACAUUGGCAUGGAUUAUAUCAAAGAAAUACUUUUCAUAUGGAUGGAGUUCCCGGAAUAAGUCAAUGUUCAAUUUUACCAAAUCAAUCAUUUAAUUAUUUGUUUUCAACAAAUAAUCAAAGUGGAACAUAUUGGUAUCAUUCUCAUCAUUUAAUUCAAUAUGGUGAUGGAUUAAAAGGUAUUUUCAUUAUUCAAAAUCCAAAUGAUCCUUUUCAACAUUUUUAUGAUAAUGAGGAAAUUUUUCAAAUAACUGAUUGGUAUCAUAUUCCUGUUCAUAUCUUAUUAAAUACAUAUUUAACUGGAACAAUUAAUGAUCCAAUACCUGAUUGUUUACUUUUCAAUGGAAUUGGACAAUUUAAUUGUCAUCUUUAUGAAAAUUGUUCUUUUUAUCGUUCAAUUAUUCAAACAAAUUCACGUAAAAGAUAUCGAAUAAUCAAUACAUCAAUUUAUUCAACAAUCACAAUAACAAUUGAUCAACAUCAAAUGAAAUUAAUUGAAAUGGAUGGAAUUUAUUUAAAUGGAAAUGAAAUUGUUCAAUCAAUUCGAAUAAAUCCAGGUCAAAGAUAUUCAUUUCUUCUUCAUGGAAAUGAAAAUUCUUCUCAAAACUAUUGGAUACGCGUAACAACUCAUCCAUUUAUUCAAUUUAAUAAUCAAUAUUUACAAUCGAAUCAUUCGACUGUCUAUGCUAUUCUUCAAUAUAAUUCCAAUGAAUUUUUACCUUCAUUUCAUUCUUUACACAAUGAUUUUCAUUUAAUUCAACAAUCAAUUCUGAAUGGACAACAUUUUGUUGAUGAAAUCAAUUUAAUUCCAAUGAAUUUAACAAAAUAUGAAAUUCCAAAGAAGAAAGUUUUUCAAACAAUUAUUCUAAAUGCACAAUUUAAAGGAGGAAAUCCAGGUGGAAUGUUUUUUAAUAAUGAAAUGUUUAUUCAUCCAAGAAAUACAACAUUUUUAUCAUUAAUUCUUCAGAAAAAUCAAAGUGAAAUUCAUUGGCCAUCAACAAUAACAAUCAAAGAAAAUGAAAUUUAUGAUAUUAUCAUAAAUAAUAAUGAUUAUUCAUCACAUCCAUUUCAUUUACAUGGUCAUCAUGUUUGGAUUUUAUCACAAGGAAAAUCAAAUGAAGGUUUUCUUAAUCAAACCCAAUAUGAAACAAUGAAUUUCAAUCUGAACAAUGUCAUUUAUCGAGAUACAUUUAGUGUUACUCCUUAUUCGUAUUUAAUAUUUCGUUUUUAUUCAAAUAAUCCAGGUAUUUGGAUGUUACAUUGUCAUAAUGAUUGGCAUUUACAAAUUGGAAUGGCUUUUGUUUUUGUUGAAUCACCAAAAUUAAUUCAACAAACUCAUUCAAAUCUUUCAAUACCUGAUAAAUGUUACAAAUAA